AUGGGUUCGAGAUACGCAUCUCACCAGCUCAGCAAUGGGCUCUUUGUGUCUGGUAGACCGGAGCAACCAAAAGAAAAGCCUCCAACAAUGAGCUCUGUAGCCAUGCCGUACACAGGUGGUGAUAUCAAGAAGUCAGGAGAAUUAGGGAAGAUGUUUGACAUUCCCACAGAUGGGACCAAGUCAAGGAAGUCUGGCCCAAUAACUGGUGGUUCUUCAAGAAGUGGCUCACAAUCAGGUCCAGGCGUGCCUAACGCCACUGGUCGUAUGUCUGGCUCUUUAGCUUCUGCUGGAUCGAAUUCAAUGAAGAAAACCAACUCUGGACCUUUGUCUAAGCACGGAGAGCCUCUAAAGAAAUCCUCUGGUCCACAAUCCGGUGGUGUAACACGGCAAAACUCUGGCCCUAUUCCUAUACUUCCAACAACAGGUCUCAUAACAUCUGGGCCAAUUACUUCGGGGCCUCUGAAUUCAUCUGGAGCUCCGAGGAAGAUUUCUGGUCCUCUAGACUAUUCUGGUUCGAUGAAGACACAUAUGCCUACUGUUGUUCACAACCAGGCGGUGACUACGCUUGGCUCAGAAGAUGACUUUUCCUGCAUGAAGAGCUUCCCCAAGCCUGUGCUCUGGCUGGUUAUACUUAUCUUUGUAAUGGGGUUCCUCGCUGGAGGCUUCAUUCUUGGAGCAGUUCACAAUGCGAUUCUCCUCAUUGUUGUGGCGGUCUUGUUCACAGUUGUUGCUGCACUUUUCAUUUGGAAUAUCUCUUGCGAAAGACGUGGUAUCGCAGACUUCAUCGCUCGUUAUCCUGAUGCUGAUCUUAGAACUGCCAAAAACGGUCAAUACGUUAAGGUCACUGGGGUGGUAACAUGUGGUAACGUGCCGCUUGAGUCAUCCUUCCAUAGAGUUCCGAGAUGUGUAUACACGUCUACUUGUCUAUAUGAGUACCGUGGAUGGGGUUCAAAGCCAGCCAAUGCUUCACAUCGCCACUUCACAUGGGGACUGAAAUCUGCAGAGAGGCAUGUGGUAGACUUCUACAUUUCUGAUUUCCAAUCUGGGCUCAGAGCAUUGGUCAAAACCGGAAACGGUGCAAAGGUAACGCCUGUGGUCGAUGAUUCUGUUGUCAUCGAUUUUAAGCCAGGAAGCGAGCAAACGUCUCCAGAUUUCGUAAGGUGGUUGGGUCAGAAGAAUCUAUCCAAUGACGAACAAGUGAUGCGGCUUAAAGAAGGGUAUAUCAAAGAAGGAAGCACAGUGAGUGUGAUAGGAGUGGUGCAGAGAAACGAAAACGUGCUAAUGAUAGUCCCAAUGACAGAGCCAUUAGCUGCUGGUUGGCAGUGGAGUAAGUGCACGUUCCCUGCGAGUCUUGAAGGAAUUGUAUUGAGAUGUGAAGAUUCAUCGAACGUAGACGCAAUUCCCGUCUAG
Messenger RNA from Microthlaspi erraticum, 1410 nucleotides. The record is from the annotation of a GenBank genome assembly. NCBI's taxonomy places the organism in Eukaryota, Viridiplantae, Streptophyta, Magnoliopsida, Brassicales, Brassicaceae.